AUGUUGGUGGGUUUUAAAAGCGCGUCGGCUUCUGUGCUGCCGGCGCGGAGUGAGGCGAACAGCGAGCAUCGCCAGGGGAAAUCACAGAGCGAGGAGGAGGAGUACCUUCACGGUUCACUCUUAGAUGUAUUCAUUGUAGGUGACGAGUUCACGCUCUGUGAGACGACGACGAGCCGUAAAUCGGAAUCAAAGCCAGAUAUCGAUUACUAUCGAACGAGACGCGCUCCCGCUGGGCACGGGGCGGCCUUUACAACCCACGGGACGACCACGACAUGCUUACGACAUACACUAAGAGUGUACGAUAUCGCACAUACGAGAACAUCUAUCUCAAAGGCUCUCAGUGUUAUACUUCACCCGCGCACCGCCAUCUAUCGGCGAGAGUAUAGAGUGUCUACAUGUCAGCCGUGUAUACCCGUCCCCUGCCUCACACUCUCCCCCGCCGCCCCUACGCCCUUUGCCCCUCGCCCCUUCAUAGUCCGCUCUCCCUCGUUCAUUCACAUGUCUCAGUCGUCUCAGUCUAACGAAUCAGUUCCUCUCCGCACGCCGCGGUGUAUGGAUGUAUGUCCUAUUCGUUGUCUUAACUGUCGAUAUCAUUUGUUUGGAAGAUUCGCACCGCUGACUGUGACUUGA
Danaus chrysippus (African queen) is the source of this 630-nucleotide messenger RNA. NCBI's taxonomy places the organism in Eukaryota, Metazoa, Arthropoda, Insecta, Lepidoptera, Nymphalidae. The record is from the annotation of a GenBank genome assembly.